AGGAGACAGCCAUUUUAAGUGGAUGAGUUUCAUUUUACAGCGCAACUGUAGGACGGAGAACCUCAGGACACAAUUUCUACCUAUUUCUCUAACAACUGUUAGUGGGGAAUUGACUACUAUGAACUGAAACUCUUCCUAAAACCAUUAACAAGUACUGUAGAUCCAAGUUAAGUGACGCAUAAGCCAGUAGAGUUGUAAUUUUUUUUGCACCUAAAUGUAGCUAGAGGAAAUGGCUGUGGAAAGCAUGACUGUCCAUCCAAACUCCCCAACAACAACCAACCACGAACACAGUCUUCUCACUGACGAAAGGCGUGAGGAUGGUGAGUUGGAAGAGGGGGAGCUGGAGGAUGAUGGUGGAGAGGUGGAGGUGGCAGAGGAGCCCAGCGCCGGAGGAGGAGGAGAAGAUGAAGGUGAAGGAACUGCAGCAGCAGAGGCGGCCCCCCCAGAGAAAACUCACCGCAGCAAAGAGCGCCACGCCAGCGGCGAUGAGAAGGAUGACGAGAAGGCCCGCCGCCACAAGAGGAAGAGGAGAAAAGAGAGGGAGCGGGAGAAGGAGAAGAGGAGAGCCAAGAAGAGACGCAAAUCCAAGCACAAACGCCAUGCCUCCUCCAGUGAUGACCACUCAGACUUCAGCGAUGACUCUGACUACAGCCCAGGUGAGAAGAGGAAGUAUCGGGACUAUAGCCCUACGUACACCCCUUCUUCCCUUGGAGGUUACCCACCAGCCCCGUCCUCCGGCCACGGUGGACCCAUGCCUAAGAAGGGCAGUUACGUAAAGAUGGACAAGCAAGGCUACGGGGGCUACGGCGAUUAUGAAGAGGAGAACUACGAGGGAGAGGAGGACGAAGAGAUGGGCGAUGAAGACUACGAUGACUUCACCAAGGAGCUCAACCAGUACCGCAAGGCCAAAGAGGGAGGCAGCGGCGAUGGAGGUGGAAGGGGCAACAGUCGCGGGGGCAGAGGUAGCAAAAAUGGGGUCAGAGGAGGUAAAGGUCGUAUGAAGAACCAACGAGGUCGAGGAGGCAUGAGAGGAGGAGGGCGUGGAGGUAGAGGAAGAGGAGGGAGCAGGGGUCGGGGGCGAGGGGGCAAGAUGGGUGGAGACAACGAGGACGGAGAAGGGAUGAUGUACGGAGGAGGGGGAGGAGGAGGAGGAGGGGGAGGAGGAGGAGGAGGAGGAGACGAGAUGGAGUAUGGAGAUGAUGACUAUGACCACAUGGGUGAGGAUGACUAUGAUGAAUACUCUCAGUACAGGAAGUCCAAAGACCGUGGAAGGGGUGGCAAAGGUGGGCGGGGAAGGGGCCGUGGGAAACAAGGGCGUGGUAUGAACCGUGGAGGCCGAGGGCGGAACCGAGGGAGGGGGCGAGGGGGUGGAGACCAGGGUCACGAAGAGGACAACAAUGGAGACAUGGGGGACAUGGGGGAUGGAGGAGGAGGCCAGCACAACAAGCACCAGGGGGACAAGCACCAAGACAAGAAAGGGAAAGCUAUCUGCAAGUACUACAUGGAGGGCCGCUGUACUUGGGGGGAACACUGCAACUUCAGCCACGACAUUGAGCUGCCCAAGAAGAAAGAACUCUGCAAGUUCUACAUCACUGGCUUCUGCGCGCGGGCUGAAAACUGCCCCUACAUGCAUGGUGAUUUCCCCUGCAAGCUGUUCCACACCACCGGGAGCUGUGUGAAUGGAGACGAAUGCAUGUUCUCCCACGAGCCUCUUACCGACGACACCCAAGACCUGCUAAACAAGAUGCUUGCGGAGGAUGCCGAGGCUGGAGCUGAGGAUGAGAAGGAGGUGGAGGAGCUAAAGAAGCAGGGGAUCAACCCCCUUCCCAAGCCUCCUCCAGGGGUGGGCCUGCUCCCGACACCGCCCAGACCAGGGCCGCCUGACAACUCUGGCUCUGGGGACUUUGGACCUCCUGGACCACCACAGGGCCCCAUGUCCCCCAACGGCCUCCCCGGCCCAGGGCCUACCCAAGGGCCCGGUCCCUGUCCUGGCCCCCCUACCCCCUACCCAGAAAGUGGCCCCUACCAAGGCCCUCCCAACCCCAAUGGUCCCCCACCCCCAUCCAUGGGCCCCCCACCUCCCUGUUCCGGCAAUGGUGGGAAGAAGAUCCCCUCACUGUUUGAGAUCAAGGUGCAGCCCACGGGGCAGCUAGCUCAGAAACUAGCUAAUCACAGAGGUCAGACCCCAGGAACUGCCACAGGCCAAGCUGGCGCAACUGGCCCCCAAGGGCUCCCCGGUGGGCCUGGUGGGCCUCCGCCUCGGUUCCCUCCACCUGGCAUGAUGCCCCCAGACAUGUCAAUGGGUCCUCCCCCGCCCAUGGGCCCCGGAGGACCCCCCAUGAUGCCAGGCUUUGGCUCAGAAGGGGGGCCCAUGAUGCCCCCCGGACCUCCUCCAGGGGGUAACUUCUUUGACAGCUUCUUCAACCAGCAGCAAGACAUGAAUAUGGACGGGGUGGAGGAGGAAGGUGAUGACUUCCAGGGCUUUGGAGGGAUGGACGAGAACGAAGGAAGAGGAUCGGGAGGAAACCAGAGCUCCAUGGGAGGCCCGGACGUCCCUGCUAACGGAGGCUCAGCCAGUCAGCAGGCGGGGAUGGGCAUGCCCGACUUCCUGCCGCCGGCCCAGCGCAUGCUGUUCCUGAGAAUCCAGCAAAAACAGCAGGAGGACGAGGAGAGGGCCAGACUAGCCAAGGGGGGAGGAGAGAGGGAUGUGGACGGUGACUCAGCUAACUGGUACUCCAGUGAGGAUGAGGAUGGAGGCGGCAGUGUCACAUCCAUUUUGAAGACGCUCCGCCAGCAGAGCCAGGGGCCCCCCAAACCUGAGGGCCCCCCCAGCGACCCCCGCCUCCAGAAAGGCUCCCCAGCGCACCCCCCCAUCCGACCGGCGGACCCCCGCCAGGGGGACCCCCGGCUGGCUCGUGAUCCCCGCCUCUCCCGGGCCACAGACUCUGUCCAGGCCUUGGACUCUCCCAACCCUUCCUCGGCAUCCACCGUCACCCCUGCAGACCCCCGCCUGGCCCGGCAUGCUACCGCCACCCUCACCCCUAAACCAGACGCCCCCCUGGUGUACAAGCCCCCGCCCCUCACGGCUCCCCCUGCAGAAGAGGAGGAGACGGAGAGGGUUUUGAGGGACAAGCCUGUGCCCAUCCCCCUGGACCCCCUGAUGGGUAUGGCCCUGAGGGACCCGCGCUCCCAGCUGAAGCAGUUCAGCCACAUCAAGAAGGACAUUCUCCUGCACAUGCCCCUAUACGCUAAGACAGUGACAUGGAACCCUGAGGACCUCAUCCCCAUCCCAAUCCCUAAACAGGACCUCCUCCCCCUCCCCCAGGCUCCCCCUGUCUCAGCCAUGGACCCCCGCCUCUCACGCAGCCAGCAGCGGAUCCACACGGCGCCCUCCCCCUACCCCACCCAUCCCCCUCCCUCCUUAGAACCCCCCGCCCCAGCCUCCUCCUCCCUCCCAGACUUUGAGCUGCUCUCUCGCAUCCUCAAGACUGUUAACGCCUCAUCCGGCCCCUCGCAGUCAUCCCCUCCUCUCCCCCUCGUCCCUCCAACAACCCUCUUGCCGGCGCCUCCUGCUUUGUUGCCCACCCCUGUCGACAAGCCUGUCGAUCCUCGAAUGGCCCGCAAAGCCCCCGCUGACCCACGGCUCCAGCCGCAGAAAUCUGCCCUGAAGCAGCCCUCAGAGUCCCCUGUCCCCCCUCUGACGGUCUCCCCGGUAGCCCCUCCACCCACCUCCGGUUCCUCCUCCCCCACCAUCGCCCCCUACGACCCUCGGCUACUGUCUGCAGGUGGGGUGGGCCGUGGAGGGGGAGCGGGUGCAGUUGGUGGCAGCAGUGUGCUGAGUGGGAUCAGUCUAUAUGACCCCCGGACUCCUAGUGCAGGUAAACUUGAGGGCCCUGGUGCCACCACAAACACAACCCCCAGCAGCGGACCCACAGAGCCCAAACCCAUUGAGGCAGCACCAGCCAAGCCCAAGGCCAAGGAGCCCCUGUUUGUCCGUAAGUCUGCCCUGGACCAGCCGGAGCCAGAGAAGAGUAGCGAGCAGUCCACUGACCGCUACAACAGCUAUAACCGGCCCAGGCCCAAGCCUGCACCCUCGCCGUCCACCGGGCCCCCCGGAGGUCCUGCUGCCUCUGGCUCCUCCACGGCCGGACAGGGUCCCCCUGGUGCUGCUGAGCAGGCCCCGGCGGGUGUCCACAACCUGCCUGUGUCCUCGCUCUUCACCAUGGUGAAACAGGCCAGCAAGCCCAGCGGCUCCGGAAGCCCCUUUGGUGGGAACAGCCCUGCCCAGCCUGGCGACACCACCACCACCACGGAGCAGGACAAUGCUUCUCUGAAGGAGGUUUUCAAAGGCUUUGACCCCACGGCAUCACCCUUCUGCCAGUGAUAUCUGCACCUAUCCACCUGGCUGGUCGAAUAUUGUUUUAGACACGAACACUGAACGCAUCAGCAAGGAGCGCACUGAGGCGGGAGCCGGACUGGCCACAGACGGUGAACGUUUGAACGUAUUGGCCAGGCGUCACACCUGCAGUGUUUGCUAAUGAGAUUCUAUAACAAACUUUGGGGCCGG
Messenger RNA from Oncorhynchus nerka (sockeye salmon), 4567 nucleotides. RefSeq names its product zinc finger CCCH domain-containing protein 4-like. Gene Ontology annotation, molecular function: metal ion binding; RNA binding. NCBI's taxonomy places the organism in Eukaryota, Metazoa, Chordata, Actinopteri, Salmoniformes, Salmonidae. Gene Ontology annotation, biological process: negative regulation of DNA-templated transcription. The record is from RefSeq and is a predicted model, not a curated record. Gene Ontology annotation, cellular component: nucleus.